AUGUGCGCUAAUGAGGCUGUAGUGAUGGGCACUGAUAGGCUGCACAGAUGGGCACUGAUAGGUGGCACUGAUGAGGAGGCACUGGUAGGCAGGGGUGGACUGACAACUCAUGGGGCCCCCGGGCAAUAGGGGAUCAUGGGGCCCCUGUGUCCUUGCCUAAACUCAAAAAAGCCUAUGAAAAAGGUACCAGGGGCAUCUCAUGGGGCCCCCUACUGACCCUGGGCCCUCGGGCAGUGCCCGAGUUUCCAAAUGGUCAGUCUGCCCCUGGACAUACCUA
Molecule: messenger RNA, 277 nt
Organism: Staurois parvus
Lineage: Eukaryota; Metazoa; Chordata; Amphibia; Anura; Ranidae
Source: the annotation of a GenBank genome assembly